This is a messenger RNA of Dermacentor silvarum, 1202 nucleotides long. RefSeq lists its product as uncharacterized. Lineage: Eukaryota; Metazoa; Arthropoda; Arachnida; Ixodida; Ixodidae. The transcript has 5 exons. The record is from RefSeq and is a predicted model, not a curated record. The coding region runs from base 857 to 1126 and encodes 89 amino acids.
CUUGCAGAAUCCAGAAAGAUGCGCUCGUAAAGUUCACCUUUUACUAUACGCCCCCUUCAUAUGUUGUGUUGUUUUGCUCGUCAACGUUUGUCUGAGUUCUAGUCAAAAGUAGUGAGUUACGACCGCAAGAUUAUUUUUCACUUAACUGCCAUCGUGUGGCUGCUCUGGCCGACGGGCUCGGCAUUCGCUGAUGCGAGAAGCAUUCAACACCGAAAGCCUUCCUCGUGCCGCAAAGAACCAGUGCGCCAUGGGUGCGAUUGUGACACCCGUACGGCUGGCCUUUCCCUGCGUCGCCUUGCGCGCUAGAAGCUCGCAACGACCAUCGCGUCGAAUUCCGAGACAGGUCAAAAUACUGCCCUAAUGACAGGCCACCAAAAUAAAUUCGCGCCUUUGAAACUGAAAUGACGUCACUUCUUUUUUUUUAACGUGUAUGACGUCAUUUUAUUAAUUUUUUUUCCCGCUGGAAGUGUUUCCUUGUCACACAGAUGGCGCUAAGCCCCAUAAACCGACCGCCAUGUUUUGAACGUAUGGGCGUAGCUUCUAUGGAAGCUUCGCUACCAGGUAUAUUUGACUGGUCUGUGACGGUGACGACUGACGGCUGCUAAGCCCAGCUCAUGCUUGGUGUGAGUGUUGUUGAGUGUUGUGCGCAUAUUCCUUGACCUUGGUGAUGAUUUUUGCUUGUACUGGAAGGCCGUCCAUGUGAAACUUCGGAACCAUGCUCGUUAGCGGGGUGUGACGAAGCGACUGAGACAGACAAACUAGGAUCAAAUGACGAGAUGGCUGUGUCUGGGAAUCGCAACGCUUGUGCGGCUCUGUGGUGUACGCAGAUUCUUUAGAUCCCCCAAAGAUCGCAGUGAUGCACUCGCAUGAGGUCGAGGCACUCGUGACAUGCGCUAAGGCUGACGCCGACAUGCCCGAAAAGGUUCUAAAUCACUGGAACGAUCAGAUAGCCAUGUUCACGGGAAUGAGCGAUGCCGAAGUGGUUUUGCUUAUCUGCAAGACGUCGCUCGACGCAGGAGAGGCACUGUACGAAGAAUUUAGUAACACUCACCCGGAAUACAAAAAGACUAUAGACGUGAUUGUAGCGCAGUGUUACGAGAAAGCCACUGGACAGAAGAUUACUUGAACACAUCAGCGCCGAGUCCCUGUUUUUCUCGUUCUAUUAACAAAACGAACAAUUUCACCAAUAAAGAUUGGGGUAU